Rhagoletis pomonella (apple maggot) is the source of this 1969-nucleotide messenger RNA. RefSeq names its product neither inactivation nor afterpotential protein G (gene ninaG). The coding region runs from base 394 to 1785 and encodes 463 amino acids. Lineage: Eukaryota; Metazoa; Arthropoda; Insecta; Diptera; Tephritidae. The record is from RefSeq and is a predicted model, not a curated record. Gene Ontology annotation, molecular function: flavin adenine dinucleotide binding; oxidoreductase activity, acting on CH-OH group of donors. The transcript has 5 exons.
GAAAUACUGUUUGUUGGGGCUAUCAUCAUCGCAUUAUUGGCAUUUUUGUGGUUUGUAUUUGUACCGUUGUUUGGCGACAGCACACCGAAUGAGCUCACUCCCCAAUCCGGUUACGUCUUCGACUACGUAGUGGUUGGUGCUGGAACUGCUGGUUCAGUGGUAGCUUCACUGCUAGCCAAACACAGCCCAACGUCAUCAGUGCUGCUCAUAGAGGCAGGCGACUCAUUUGGAUUGUUGAGCAAAAUUCCUUUACUAGCCACUUUCCAGCAGAAGGGCCUUAACGAUUGGGGAUUUUUAUCGGAGCCACAGGUGUAUUCUUCGCGUGGACUCGAAGGACAGCGUCAGUACUUGCCUCGAGGUAAAGGUCUUGGCGGCUCCGCUCAGUUGAAUUACAUGUUGCAUUUCGAUGGAGAGCCGCGCGAUUUUGAGAACUGGGCGAAGCGACAUAAUCUCUCCGAUUGGCGCUGGAAUGACAUACGGCCAUUUCUCACCGCAGUUCGCACACAAACCCAUUCGUUGCUGGAAAUACCUCGCGAUUACUCGAAAAUAACAGAGGCGCUGCACACAGCAAAAACCGAGUUUUCGAAAAAGAGCUGGCGCUUUCGUCGUGCCCGGUAUACCAUAAAAAAUGGCCUGCGACACAAUGCUUACCAUCAGUUCCUGCAGCCUGCUCUGAAGCGCCGCAACCUCCAUACGCUCACCGAAGCCUACUUGAAGCGAUUGAACCUCGAGUAUAUCGGCGAUGAAAAUAGUGAGGUACAGUCUAUUUUAGUGGGCGUAAUGGAUACAAAAAAUCAUGAGGAGUACGUUUUCAGUGUGGACGUACGCUGCGAGGUGAUACUUUGCGCAGGCGCCUACCAAACACCACAAAUAUUGCUGGCUUCUGGCAUUGGCGAUGCACCACUGUUCGAAGAGUUAGACAUACCACAGCAGCUGCAACUGCCAUUGGUGGGCGAAAAUCUACAUGACCAUCUCAAUUUGCCACUCUUUGUCUCCAUUGACACUGUGGGUCCAACAUUGAAUCAGCGCUCGCUGCUAAAUCCCAUCCAGCUUUUGAAUUAUCUGAUUAAUGGCUAUGGUCAUUUGGGUAACUUUGGUGUUUUGGGCCACAUAGAUUCCAGCUACGAAGAUAGCUUCGGCUUGACUUUCUUCGGCGUCGGCGCAGUCGAUGAACGCGCUCUAAUGUCAAUUUCCAAUUUCAAACAGGAGUAUUUUCGCGCUCUCUUCCCGCGCUAUCAGAACACUUCACAAGAGGGCUUCGUGCUGAUAUCAACAUGUCUGCAACCGAAGUCUCGUGGCACCGUCACCAUUGGCAUACCCAACACUCGUUGGAAACCGAUGAUCGAUCCGAACUAUUUGCGAGAAGCUGGCGAUGUCGACUGUACGAUACGCGCGAUACGCGCCGCAGUAGAGGUCGUCACAUCGGAAAGCUUUGCUUCGCUACGUCCACACAUACAUUGGCCGAAAAUUGAGGAGUGCAAGAAAUAUGGGCCUACCGAGAAGGAUUUUGUUGAAAAUAUGCCCAGCGAUCGAUACUUGGAAUGCGUGAUGAGAUACGUGGGACUGGGCUCGCACCAUCCGGGCGGUACAUGCGUCAUGGGCACAGCCGCAAACAACAGCGUUGUCAAUUCAGAGUUCAAGGUACAUGGCGUCGAAAACUUGCGAAUAAUAGAUGCCAGUGUUCUGCCGACUCCCGUGUCUGGAAACCCCAACUCAGUUAUAAUUGGAAUGGCUAUUCGGGGUGCAACGAUGAUUUUACAGAGGGAAAAAAUGAAAAAGAAAUGAGUUAAACCAGGUUACUAUGUGUGCAUAUAUGUAUGUAUUUCUUAGAAGUAGGAAAUUCCUAAAGAUAAGUGCACUUAGGAAGUACGCACCUAAGUAUGUAUGUAUAUAGUUGUUAGUUAAUAAGUUUGUUUGGCUAGUUGGUCUUGUGUUACAAAUAAUUACAAUAAAAAGUCACAGAAAAGUC